CUCCCUAAAGGCAUUGGCAGCGGGCACCGGAAGCGCUUAUAAGUGUGUAGCCCCGGCAGAGUACUGUGCUACGGGAGGCCGUGAAGGGUAAGGUCCGCCGUUUCCAUCGGGACUAGAGCGCAGAGGAGCCCGGACCGCAGUAGCGAUGGAGCGGGGCGCGGGGCAUCGCACCGGCAGUGCGCUGUUCGCGGGGUUCCGGGCCUUGGGGCUUUUUAGCACCGACAUUCCACACGUGGUGCGGUUCAGUGCGCUGAAGCGCCGAUUCUACGUGACGACCUGCGUGGGCAAGAGCUUCCACACCUAUGACGUUCAGAAACUUAGUCUGGUUGCAGUAAGUAACUCUCUUCCACAGGAUAUCUGCUGUAUGGCAGCUGAUGGGAGGCUAGUCUUUGCUGCUUAUGGGAAUGUUUUCUCUGCAUUUGCCCGUAAUAAAGAGGUAGUACACACCUUUAAGGGUCAUAAGGCAGAAAUCCAUCUUUUGCAACCCUUUGGGGAUCACAUUAUUUCUGUUGAUACUGACAGCAUUCUUAUUAUUUGGCACAUAUAUUCGGAAGAGGAAUACCUGCAAUUGACUUUUGAUAAAUCAGUAUUUAAAAUUUCUGCAAUUUUGCACCCAAGUACCUACUUGAAUAAAAUACUUCUCGGCAGUGAACAAGGAAGCCUACAGUUGUGGAAUGUAAAAUCCAAUAAACUACUGUAUACGUUUCAGGGAUGGAAAAUGGGAGUAACAGCUCUUCAGCAGGCACCAGCUGUGGAUGUUGUUGCUAUUGGUCUUAUGUCAGGUCAGGUUAUCAUUCACAACAUUAAAUUUGAUGAAACAUUAAUGAAAUUUCAUCAAGACUGGGGACCUAUUACUUCGAUUUCAUUUCGCACAGAUGGUCAUCCAGUAAUGGCAGCUGGAAGCCCAUGUGGCCAUAUUGGACUCUGGGAUCUAGAAGACAAAAAAUUAAUCAAUCAGAUGAGAAAUGCACAUUCUACAGCAAUUGCCGGGCUGACAUUUCUCCAUAGAGAGCCACUUCUUGUCACAAAUGGUGCUGACAAUGCUCUGAGGAUAUGGAUAUUUGAUGGUCCCAUGGGUGAAGGUCGGCUUUUGAGAUUCAGAAUGGGACAUAGUGCUCCUCUUACCAAAAUCAGAUAUUAUGGACAAAAUGGACAGCAAAUUCUUAGUGCAAGUCAAGAUGGAACUCUUCAAUCAUUUUCCACAAUACAUGAAAAAUUUAACAAGAGUUUGGGACAUGGAUUAGUAAAUAAAAAAAGAGUCAAACGUAAAGGACUUCAGAAUGCCAUGUCAGUAAGACUUCCACCCAUCACAAAGUUUGCAGCUGAGGAAGCUCGUGAAAGUGACUGGGAUAGUAUCAUUGCUUGCCAUCAAGGUAAAUUAUCUUGUUCAACCUGGAACUAUCAGAAAUCUACAAUAGGUGCUUACUUUCUCAAGCCAAAAGAGCUGAAGAAGGAUGACAUAACUGCAACAGCAGUAGAUAUAACUUCUUGUGGAAACUUUGCUGUAAUUGGUCUCUCAUCAGGAACUGUAGAUGUAUAUAACAUGCAGUCUGGUAUACAUCGAGGAAGUUUUGGCGAGGAUCAAGCUCAUAAAGGAUCUGUUAGAGGUGUUGCAGUGGAUGGAUUAAACCAGUUGACGAUUACAACUGGUAGUGAAGGAUUACUCAAGUUUUGGAACUUUAAAAACAAAAUUUUAAUCCAUUCUAUGAGCCUUGAUUCACCUCCAAAUAUGAUGCUGCUACAUAGAGACAGUGGCAUUCUGGCACUUGCCUUGGAUGACUUCACCAUUAGUGUUCUGGACAUUGAAACUAGGAAGAUUGUCAGAGAGUUUUCUGGACACCAAGGCCAAAUAAAUGACGUGACUUUUAGUCCUGAUGGUCGUUGGUUAAUAACUGCUUCAAUGGAUUGUUCGGUUAGAACUUGGGACCUUCCAUCUGGGUGCCUUAUAGACAGCUUUUUGUUGGACUCUGCUCCUCUCAAUGUUACUAUGUCCCCUACUGGAGACUUUCUAGCCACUUCCCACGUGGACCACCUUGGAAUUUAUCUUUGGUCCAAUAUUUCCCUGUAUUCAGUUGUUUCACUACGGCCACUUCCCACAGAUUAUAUUCCUUCGGUAGUGAUGCUUCCUGGUACUUGUCAAACCCAAGAUGUGGAAUUAUCAGAAGAAACCAUAGAACCAAGUGAUGAAAUGAUAGAGUAUGAUUCCCCAGAACAGUUGAAUGAGCAGUUGGUGACUCUCUCACUCCUCCCUGAAUCACGGUGGAAAAACCUUCUUAAUCUUGAUGUUAUUAAGAAAAAGAAUAAACCAAAGGAGCCACCCAAAGUACCCAAAUCAGCACCAUUUUUUAUUCCAACGGUUCCUGGCCUUGUACCCAGAUAUGCACCACCUGAGCAAAAUAAUGAUCCCCAUCAGUCUAAAGUGGUAAAUCUUGGAAUUUUGGCUCAAAAAUCAGAUUUCUGCUUGAAACUUGAAGAAGGACUGGUAAAUAAUAAAUAUGAAGCUGCUCUUAACCUUCUGAAAGAAUUAGGCCCGUCGGGAAUUGAAACAGAGCUGCGAAGCCUGUCUCCUGAUUGUGGUGGAUCUGUAGAAGUUAUGCAGAGCUUCUUAAAAAUGAUUGAGAUGAUGUUGGACAGGAAGCGUGAUUUUGAGUUAGCCCAGGCAUAUCUUGCAUUGUUUCUAAAGUUACACCUUAAAAUGCUUCCUUCAGAGCCAGUACUUCUAGAAGAAAUGACGAAGUUGUCAUCACAGGUGGAAGAAAACUGGAUCCAUUUACAGUCACUCUUCAAUCAAAGCAUAUGUAUUUUAAAUUAUAUAAAAAGUGCUUUGUUAUAAAAAUAAAUUUAAGUGACUAAAGACUUUUAUAUUAAAUGGGUUCAGUUUAACUCAUACCCUCUUUUCCAAGUUUCACUGUGAAAAGAUAAAUGCCAGUGCUACUAAUUAGUAGUCAUACUUCACUUUAAAUGCUAAAUAUUUUCUUGAAAUAAAAUUAUACCUGCUUUUUGUUUUAAAGAUUUAUAGAAUCUACUCAAAUGACUUAUUUUCUGAGUCUCUUCAUAUCAGUUACUUGUAUAUGAUUGAACUGUUGUCAUCAGCUCCUAUUUUUUGAAUACCUGUAAACGUAAGAGAUGUUAGAUGUUUAAUGUAAAAUAUUGCUGAAUUAAAGACAAAACUGAUAUGUGAUAGAGUUAUAAAAGUGCCUUCAUGAUAUGAAGUGAAAAGGUAUGUUUCCUUCCUUGGUGGCCUCUGAUGAAAACAUGGAUCAUCGACUCUUAGAGCUUAGAUCAUUAACUCAGACAUUAGUGCAGCCCUCUUGUAAUGCAGAAGAGGAAGUUGCUAAGGUCAUUUUGGGGUCUCAGUGACAGAUGAGGUUUAUAACACCACCCUAGUGUUCUCUCCAUUGGAGCCUUUCUAAAGGAACUUUUUCUUUUAUAAGGAAGGUGAGAGGCACUUACACAAGCCAAAUUGCUAUGGGAGACAGUUGAGUAGCUACCUAGAAUAGGGGAGGGAAAUUCCAAAUUCCCUUGAAGAUAUCCUUCAAAGUGUUUCUUCCUUACUGAUGACCUUUUUAUUUGGAAGAAACUACUGCCUAUAUACUUUUCUCUCCUAACCACUGUGAAACCAGAUAGCUCUGGCAGUUUCUCUUACUGUUUUCAUGAUUUGGGACUUCAGCAAUACAUGAAUUAAAAGUAAGCAAUUCCGCUACCUGGAAAAGUGCUGGGAGGUCAUCAUGGAAGCGACUUUGCCUCCUGUUUGUGUCCCCUUUCCUUGCUUCUAAAAAAAGUCUUUCAAGGGUGUAGCUAAGGUCACAAAUGAGUGAAUGAACUUCCAGUCUUUGUAUCCGUUAACUGAAGCCCCCUCAAUAUGAGAGGUUGAUAGAGGACUUUAUGGUGGGAUUAUGCUAUCUCAAAUGCAAACACCUUCCUAAGUAGGAGCAGAAAAAAGGGGCUAAUUGCCACUUACAUGAUAGGUGUUUAGAAUACAAUGUGAUAUGACUGCUUUAGUGUUCUCUUUACUCUAUAGAGGUGUGAAAAACCAUAUUGCUACAGGCAAUUUAUUUAAUAAUUGGAAACCAUAUUGAUGAUGGAUGUGGUAAUAUUUGUAGAGUUUAAUCUACGUUAAAAAAAAUUCUAAGAGCACAGUUCUCUAAAAACAAUUUUUAGUUUAUACAUUCAAAAGUAGUGUUAUUCAUAAAAUGUAGCUGGUUGUAUAUGAAUGCCAAUAUCAUUCUCAUUAGAAUUAAGGUUUUACAGAAUAAUCUCCAGAAAGAACAGUCCUCAGAUAACUUUAUCAAAGCAUUUUUGUUUAGUCGUGUAAGGUAGAAUUAGUAAACUACUAAAGAAAUAGCCAAUCUGGUUUUGUCUUCUGUUGUUUUUCUUUGAGAAAUGUGUAUAAACUUAACUAUUGACUGAAAUGCUAAUGACUAAGUCUAAAUUUAAAAAUUGUAUUCCCCUCUGCCCCAAAUACUACAUCCUAAAGAUAUGGCAAAAUUUCAGUAUCUAAUCACGUACCAUAUGAAUGUUAAUAAAUAACUAAACAAAAUAAUAAGAGCUCUAAACUGAUGCUGUAUUGUUUUUACAAAUCUUGAAUUUUCCUCUCAAAUGAGAAUAUGGGAGUUGAAUGUACUGUUUUUAUUGGAGAUAUUUGUAUAGUAUUCGUAUCAUUUUGGCAGGUAAUGUUCCAGAGCCUCUCCUGUAUGUUUACAUCACAGAAAGAAGAAAAAAAGGAAUACAAAGAAUAA
Molecule: messenger RNA, 4739 nt
Organism: Callorhinus ursinus (northern fur seal)
Lineage: Eukaryota; Metazoa; Chordata; Mammalia; Carnivora; Otariidae
Gene: WDR36
Product: WD repeat domain 36
Biological process (GO): rRNA processing
Cellular component (GO): Pwp2p-containing subcomplex of 90S preribosome; small-subunit processome
Molecular function (GO): protein binding
Source: RefSeq, a predicted model, not a curated record